This is a messenger RNA of Lodderomyces beijingensis, 1101 nucleotides long. The record is from the annotation of a GenBank genome assembly. Lineage: Eukaryota; Fungi; Ascomycota; Pichiomycetes; Serinales; Debaryomycetaceae.
AUGCUACGGUCAAUCCCAACUCAGCCAUGGUUAAAGCUGAAUCGAUGUUUGAAAUUCCGAUCCAUCGCAGCCACAGCAUUAGGAACUGUACGAUUCUACAACAACUUUCAGAAUAAACCACCACCACCAGGACAACCACCAUCAAAUCAAUUGGAUUCAACGCGAUAUCACAACCAAUUGAUCCACAAUGCAGUCAAGUCCAGGCUUAAACUUUCACCAUCUUUAGGGGCUUCGAGGAAAUUGCCAUUUAGAACCAUUUUCAUCCUUAUAGCAACGUCGUCAUCCCUCUCGAUGUUCUUCUACCUACUAGUUCAGCUAUUCAAAUUCCACAACGAAGAGAAGGAAGAAGAUGGCAGUAACAAGAAGAAGAGGAAGAAACUGCGAUCUAUUUUUCUUCCGCUUUGGCUCAACCCAAACUUGAUCCGCCGCAAAACGUUUCAUUUUCCUCAAGGCGUGCGGUAUUUGGACGAGGAAUACUACGAGUAUCUAAUGACUGAAAUUGCCCAAAUGUGCCAUACAAACCCCGAGGAUAUAACCAAGAGAGAGAUUGAUGCAUAUUUGAAGCAAUUGGAAAACACCAAUGUCCACUAUAGUUUACUAGAGAAAAUCUCCAUGAAUAAGAAAAUUCGAGAAAUAUUCGGCUUACCGUUGACUAUAGAAACUGGCGAUAGCGUCAUGGAUAUACGGGUCGAACUAAAGUAUCCUAGUGUAUCAGGAUUGCAGAUUAAUCUCGAUUCCAACACCACCGGCACCGCCACAAUCAGCAGGAUCAAAUGGGCAGUUCAAAUAUUCAACUUCAAAUCCGUGGUGGACGAUUCCAUCAACUCCAUUAGCGGCGCUUUUGAAACCUUGGAUAAUGCACCCGAUGCAGUCCUCCAUGAAGCCAAACUGGAUCAGGAGCCCCUUGAAAUCAACAACAAGCACAGAUACUAUGAGAUACACUUCCAGCACCAAGUAACAGUCAAAGAUCAACUGGGCGAUAAAGUGGGUAAAUUGCACUACAAGGGCACAAUUGAUUUCGAUCACCCGUCGAUUAAUCGAGGUAUAAAGCUAUGCAACGUUGAUCUUGUAUAUAGUGACACCAAGUAUAAAAUCGUCUAA